CAGGAAGUUCACACACGACAGUAACAACAGUUUGUAAACUUUUAUCGCCAGAUGUCUUCCGGCUACAAAGACGGUUAUGUUUACAUUCCUUUAAGGGAGUCUAUUGAUGUACAAGUGUGAAUUACAGUUUUACUGAUAUCUGGAGACUGGCGUUCUGGAUCGACCUCAGCACCGUUUGUUUACACGGUCAAACAGCUGACAAGCUAAUGUUAGCAACCUUGCUAAUAAAAUUGGAGUCACAUGAGCUGGUAGUUGUCCAGCAAUUUUGUCUUUAUGAAUGAGCCCCUACGUUAGUAAAGGAGCCGAUGUACGUAUACCCGCCAGUAAAGUGUUAUUUUAGGGUCGUUAGAAGUGUUAGAACAGUAUGCUAAGCUAACGUUAAAUACGUAAAGUGUUGCAGCCGUCGAUUUAAGCUUUUUUGUGACAAAAAGAGCAGCGGCCGUCUUAAAAAAAGAAAACAUCUUCGUGAAAGAUGCCGUGUUCCUGUGGGAACUGGAGAAGAUGGAUCCGGCCGCUGGUUGUUGUGUUGUACAUCUUGUUGCUCUUAGUCGUCCUGCCUUUGUGCAUCUGGGAACUGCAGAAGUCAAAGGUUGGCACUCAUAACAAAGCAUGGUUCAUUGCUGGGAUUUUUGUCUUCAUGACUAUACCCAUAUCAUUAUGGGGCAUCCUCCAGCAUCUGGUGCACUAUACUCAGCCAGAGCUUCAGAAACCUAUCAUCAGGAUAUUAUGGAUGGUUCCAAUCUACAGCUUGGACAGCUGGAUUGCACUGAAGUACCCCAAUAUAGCAAUAUAUGUGGACACAUGCAGGGAGUGCUACGAAGCGUAUGUCAUUUACAACUUCAUGACCUUCUUGCUUAACUACCUGGAAAAUCAGUACCCCAACCUUGUGUUGAUGCUGGAGCUCCAGGAGCAGCAGAAACACCUACCUCCUCUCUGCUUCUGCCCACCAUGGCCAAUGGGAGAGGUUUUACUGUUGAGAUGCAAGCUGGGAGUGUUGCAGUACACAGUCGUCAGGCCCGUCACCACAGUCAUUGCUCUAAUCUGUCAGCUGUGUCGGGUGUAUGACGAAGGCAACUUCAGUUCCAAAAAUGCAUGGACAUACCUGGUGAUCUUCAACAAUAUGUCACAGCUGUUUGCCAUGUACUGCCUGGUGCUCUUCUACAGGGCUCUGAGAGAGGAACUGAGUCCAAUCAAACCAGUCGGCAAAUUCCUGUGUGUCAAAAUGGUGGUGUUUGUCUCUUUCUGGCAAGCUGUGGUCAUUGCUUUGCUGGUUAAAGUGGGCAUCAUCUCAGAAAAGCGCACAUGGGACUGGCAAAGUGUGGAAGCUGUAGCUACUGGCUUACAGGAUUUCAUCAUAUGUGUGGAGAUGUUUGUCGCUGCCAUUGCCCAUCACUUCAGCUUCACCUACAAACCUUAUGUGCAGGAGGCCGAAGAGGUUUCUUGCUUUGAUUCUUUUAUGGCAAUGUGGGACAUGUCUGAUGUUAGAGCCGACAUUUCUGAACAAGUCCGCAAUGUUGGGAGGACCGUUAUGGGUCGUCCGAGAAAGUCCUACAUGGAUGAGGCGCAAAGUGAUGGCGAGCGAUCAGGCCUGCUCUCGUCUGCUUCUCAAGAUGCCAUGACCGAAACGGCUUAUAACCCAGUUUCUUCUAAGGGUCAUUAUGAGGGCCUGGGCAGAACCCCCACACCGCACUCUUUGUCAGCACCCGCUGGGCUCGGCUCAGCCCUGUGGGAGGAAGGGCGUGAGGCUAGACCUGAAGAAAUCCAGGAUGAAGAAAUGACCAACCAAACCAAAGACCCGACAGAGGCAGAUCUCAUUGUGAUCACCUAGCUUAGGUGUCAAAAACUGACUCUACCAGACACAGGUGGGCAGGACCCAAUUACAGCCUUGCCACAUUCUUUCAAACAUUACUGAUGCAAACAAAACAAAGUCGUUUAUGAUGGACCGCUUCCAGUGACAGCUUCAAGAAUGUUUGUUGAAUUAAUGGCACUAAAAGACUUGUAGGUAACAUGAAUUUUAUGCUGUUUCAUGUUGCGUUAGAGAGUCGGCUAUUCUAGAAUGGUUUUGGUUUUUUCAGUUUUACAUUUCAUUCCAAAGAGCAUCCUUUUUGUUAAAAAAAUAUUAAUAAUAAUAAUGAGAAAACAUGACACCUGCUGAAGUCUAAGUGAAAUAUGGAGACAUGUUUUCCAGAUUGGAAACUGCGCAGUUUUAUGUGUCAGUCAUGCCCUGAGUUUAAAUGUGACAGAAGAGGGAAAUAUGCAACUUUUCAAAUUGAAACAUUUUCCUUUUGUUGUGUUUAUAGUGGCUUUGUAUGGGAUAAACGGGAUAAAUGGGAAUGAUGAAUGGGAAUUAAUCAUUGUGACGAUGAAAACCUGCCAUACUGAAACUACAGUCCGAACUAGUAGAUGUGCAGGGAAGAAAAUAGCAGAAGCAGUUUCAUUUGAACAAAAUAACUGGGGUACAUUAGAGUAUACAUCCCUGGUAAAGGGGUACUAACUGACAAUAUAACAACAGUAUCAGUAUAAAUAUAGUUGACUGCAUUUCAGUAAAUAAAUCAAUCGUAUUAACAAAUUCAUAGGUUCUUUUAAAAACAGUCAGCACAUUCUAGUUGGCUCUUAUCAGUGAUUUAAUGCAUAUAGCUUACUCUAUAGCAGUUAAUAGAAAUGUAUUCACUAGUCUGCUCAGAUGCCUUGUUCUGUGUGCUGUGUAACUAGUCUCUCUACACAUCCAUGUAGAUUUUUUUUUUUAAUUCCAGGAUCAUUUUUAUUUGUUUUAAAUCUCAUUUUUAAACUGAAAUAAUUUUGCACCUGUUGCAUUAAAGCCAUUUAUUUUUCCAUAGACUUUAUAAGAGCCUUUUUCUUUGUGACUUACACAGAUUUGUUCAGGUAUAUUGACAUGAUUAAUGUACAGACUGGGAAGAAAAAUCCAUAAAUGUAUCAGAACAGUAGCAUAAUCAGUGUUAUGUCUGACUCUGGCAUGCUGCACUGCCUUAUGGGACCCC
Archocentrus centrarchus (flier cichlid) is the source of this 2999-nucleotide messenger RNA. RefSeq names its product transmembrane protein 184C (gene tmem184c). NCBI's taxonomy places the organism in Eukaryota, Metazoa, Chordata, Actinopteri, Cichliformes, Cichlidae. The record is from RefSeq and is a predicted model, not a curated record. The transcript has 10 exons. The coding region runs from base 473 to 1828 and encodes 451 amino acids.